ACCCCCGCGCGCCGAGGCCGCGCGGUGCAGUCCAGUCAGCCGUCGCCCGUCGCCCGAGAACCACGUGCCGCCGCCCGCGGCCUCCCUCCUCUCGCACCGUUCGUGGACGCGCGAUCUUCGACGCGAGUGACUUGAGCGUCCGAUACUUGUGAAACUUUGUAAUUGGAUAUAUUCAACUGAGUGUUGUGUGAAUGUGGUGUAUGAAUAAGGAGUGCACUGUUUGGAAGUGGUUCGUCGGCGGCUCGAGCCGGUUCCGUGGUGGGCGCCUAGCGGGCCGAGUGCCGGCGCCGCGAGCCUGUGCUUUCUAAACGAUCCUGCGAGCGACGGCUGCGACUGUGCUCUGUUUCGUCAACGGACAUCCAAAGUGAACUUUAGUCUGGCUUCUUACAGAGCGGAGAGCGGCGCCCGCCCGUCCCACACAUGAGAACACGAGGGGCGACAUGCGGAGCGCGCGCGCGCUGCUGCUGCUGGCGGCGCUGUGCUGCGCGCGCGGCGCCGGCCCCGGGCCGCCCGAUCCGCCGCCCGGGCCCGCGCUGCACUUCGCGCACGCGCUGUACAACGUGAGCGUGCCAGAGAACAGCCCGCCGCGAACGUUCGCCACGCAGCCGCCCGCCGCCGCGCCGCUCGGCGUGCGCCUGCCCGCGCCCGGCGCGCGCGUGCGCUUCCGCAUCCGCCACGGCGACCGGGACAAGUUCUUCAAGGCGGAGGACCGCGCCGUGGGCGACUUCUGCUUCCUCGCGCUGCGCACGCGCGCCGGCCACGCCGACGUGCUCAACCGCGAGCGCCGCGACAGCUUCCGCCUCGACGUGCGCGCCACGGCGCAGCUCGCCGACGGCCGCCAACUGGAGGCCGACACCGUGGUGGCCGUGCAGGUCACCGACGAGAACGACCUCAGCCCGCUGUUCUACCCCACCGAGUACGAGGCGGUGGUGCGUGAGGACGCGCCGCUGCACUCCAGCGUGGCGCGCGUGUCCGCCGACGACGCCGACCUGGGCGUCAACGGCGAGAUCUACUACAGCCUCGCCGAGCCCACCGACCGCUUCGCCGUGCACCCCACCGCCGGCGUGGUGACGCUGACGCGCGCGCUACGUGCCGCCGAGGCCCCCACGUACACCGUCGCGGUGCUAGCGCGCGACCGCGCCUCGCUCAUGGCGCGCGGCGACGACGCGCCGGCGGCGCGCGCCACGCUGCUCGUUCGCGUCGUUCCCGUCAACCUACACGCCCCGGAACUUAAAGUUCGCCACCUGCCCGAACUGAUAGAGAACUCUACGGCGGAAGUGUACGCGAUCGUCGAGGUGACGGACCGAGACGCGGGCGAGCACGGCCGCGUCGCCGGCCUCGAGAUAGUCGACGGCGACCCUCACGGGCACUUCCGCGUUCGCGAGUCGGCGCAGGCCGGCGAGUAUGACGUCGUGGCGCACGCGCUGCUGGACCGCGAGAGCGCGCCGCGCGGCUACAACCUCACGCUGCGCGCCACCGAUGCCGGCACGCCCGCGCGCUCCGCCUACCUCACGCUGCCGGUGAUGCUGACGGACGCCGACGACGGCGCGCCGGUGUUCAGCCGAGAGGUGUACGAGGCCAGCGUGAGCGAGACGGCGCCGCCGAACACGCCCGUGCUGCGCCUGAAGGUGAGCGACCGGGACGAGGGGCGCAACGCGCGCGUCUACAUCGAGAUCGUGGGCGGCAACGAGGGCGGCGAGUUCAGCGUCAACCCGGACACGGGCGUGCUGUACACGGCGGUAGCGCUGGACGCGGAGCGUAAGGCGUUCUACACGCUCACCGUGUCCGCCAUCGACCACGGCGACGCCGGGGUGCGCCAGCAGUCGUCCGCCAAAGUGAAGAUAGAGAUAGUCGACGCCAACGACAACGACCCCGCGUUCGAGCGCGAGCAGAUGGAGGUGACGCUGGCAGAGAACGGCGCGCCGGGCGCCGUGGUGGCGCGCGUGGCGGCGCGCGACGCCGACUCGGGUGAGAACGCGUACAUCUCCUACAGCAUCGCCAACCUGCAGCCUGUGCCCUUCGAGGUGGACCACUUCUCCGGCGCCGUGCGCACCACGCGGCUGCUGGACUACGAGAGCAUGCGGCGCGAAUACGCGCUGCAGAUCCGCGCCAGCGACUGGGGCCUGCCGUACCGCCGCCAGGCCGAGAUGCGGCUCACCGUGCGGCUCGAGGACGUCAACGACAACCGGCCGCAGUUCGAGCGCGUGGACUGCGUCGGCUACCUGUCGCGCAAGCUCGCCGUCGGUGCCGAGAUCGUCACCCUGUCGGCCAUCGACUUCGACGCCGGUGACGUGGUGGCGUACCGCGUCGCCGGCGGCAACGAGGACAACUGCUUCUCCCUCGACGCCGGCACCGGCGUGCUCGUGCUGGCGUGCGACCUGGCCGACGUGCGCGCCGAGACUCGCGUGCUGAACGUCACCGCGACCGACGGCACGCACUUCGCGGAUGCGGCCACCCUGACUCUGCACCUGGUGACCGGCGUGGGCGAAUCGAACUCGCUGGAGUGCCGCGACACAGGCGUCGCGCGGCGCCUCACGGAGCUGCUGGCGGCGGCCGAGCGGAGCAACGCGCCCGUCGACUUCGCCGAGGACUUCCCCCCGGCGCCGUCCCGCUACGGCGAGAACUUGCACUACCCGGAGUUCGUCGACUUCCCGGUCGAGGUGAAGGUGAACGAGUCCGUGGCGCUGGGCACGUCGUUGGUGCGGCUGCGCGCGCGCGACCGCGACCUCGGCUACAACGGCCUGCUGGUGUACGCCAUCUCCGGCGGCGACGCCGACUCCGCCUUCCGCAUCGACCCCGACACGGGGGAGCUCAAGGUGAUCGGCUACCUGGACCGCGAGCGCGAGAGCGAGUACUACCUGAACGUGACGGUGUACGACCUGGGGCGCCCGCAGCGCGCGGCGGCGCGCCUGCUGCCCGUCACGGUGCUCGACGUGAACGACAACGCUCCGCGCUUCGCCACCACGCUCGCCAGCCUGCGGGUGACGGAGAACGCCCUCAACGGCACGGCAAUAUUCCACGCGAACGCCACGGACCGCGAUGGCGGCGAGUUCGGCCGCGUCGUCUACAGCCUCAGCGGCGCCGGCGACGGCGAGUUCUGCGUCGAGCGUGACAGCGGCGUGGUGGCCGUGUGCGCGCCGCUGGACCGCGAGCGGCGUGCGCUGUACGAGCUGACGGUGCGCGCCACGGAUGGCGGCGGCCUGCGCGCGGAGGCGUUAGUGCGCGUGGCCGUGGACGACGUCAACGACAACGCACCUCGCUUCGCGCUGCCGGCUUACAGUGCGCGCGUACGCGAGGACGUACCUUUGGGUACGCUGGUGGCCGUGCUCGAAGCCUUCGACCCCGACCUGGGCGCCGGCGGCGUCGUCACCUACUCGCUGCCCGACCAGCCGGCGGAGGACGCCGUGUUCACCGUCGACGCCACCUCGGGCACCCUGCGCACCGCGAGGCGACUUGACUACGAGGAUAGACAGGUGUAUGGCGUGACGGUGCGCGCCGCGGACGGCGGGCGGCCGGCGCUGUGGGCCGAGGCCACGCUCAUCGUGGAGGUGGCGGACGUGGACGAAAACGCGCACACGCCAGCGUUCGCCGAGCGCGUCGCUCUCGCUGCGAGCGUGCCGGAGAACGCGCCGCCCGGCACCGCCGUGCUCACGGCGCGCGCCACCGACGACGACCCGCCUGGCCGCGACUCGCGCCUCGCCUACUACGUCGUGGGCGGCUCCGGCCUGGCGCACUUCUCCGUGGACGACGCGGGCGUCGUGCGCACGGCCACGCCGCUGGACCGCGAGGCUACGCCGCACUACUGGCUCACGCUGUGCGCGCAGGACCACGGCCUGGUGCCGCGCCACGCCUGCGUCCAGGUAUACAUCGAGGUGGAGGACGUGAAUGACAUGGCACCGUGGCCGGAGCGCGCCGAGUACGCGGCGGCCGUGCCCGAGCACUGCGCGGCCGGCACGCUCGUGGCGCGCGUGCACGCUGUGGAUGCGGACGCCGCGCCCGCGCCCGCGCGUCUGCGCUACUCAAUCGUGGCCGGCAACCCGGACGGACUCUUCUCCAUCGACGAGGACACAGGCGAGGUGCGCACGACAGGGCGCGCGCUGGACCGCGAGGCGGCGGCCGCGCACGCGCUGGAGGUGGCGGUGUGGGACGGCGCGCUAACCGGCGCGGCGCGCGUGCGCGUAACGGUGCUCGACCUCAACGAUCACGCGCCCGCCUUCACGCAGCGCUUCUACGACGUGCGCGCGCCCGCCGCCGACAUGCAGGAUGACGAGGCGGCUUCUGUUGAAGGCCAAGAGAGUAGCUCGGAGGCCGAGGCCGAGGCCGAGGACGAGGACGAGGGCUCGGGCCGCGCCGCCUGGGACGUGUGGGACGAGGACGACGAGCCCGCCGGCACCUACAUCACCACGGUAGCGGCGCUGGACAGUGACGCGGGAGAGAACGGCACCGUCCGAUACAGCGGGCGAGCGCGAGGCGCCGCGCGCGGCGUGCUGCGCGUGCACGCGCGCUCCGGCCGCGUGUACGCGGCGCCGCGGCUGCGGCUCGCGCCGGCGCUCACCUACGACCUCACGGUGCGCGCGUGCGACGGCGGGCGGCCGGCGCGCUGCAGCGUGUCACGCGUGCGCGUGCGCGUGGUGGCGCGCGGCGGCGGCGCGGCGCCCGCGGUGCGUGCCGUGGCGCCGCUGCAGGCCGCCGAGCUGGACGCGCCCGGGUUCCUGCUGGCGCUGCUGCAGGCCAGCGACCCCGAGGGCGACGCGCUCUACUAUGACAUCGUCGACGGCGACCCGCAGCACCAGUUCUCGGUGGGGCGCGAGGACGGCAGCGUGGUGCUGGCGCGCCGGCUGCUGUGGGAGCAGCGCGCGCACUACGCGCUCAAUGUGUCCGUGAGUGACGGGCGCAGCGCGGCGCACACGCUGGUGGACGUCACCGUCGUCAACGACGCGCACGAGGCCGGCGUGCUGUUCUCGCGCGACGAGUACGUCGUGGAGGUGUCGGAGAGCGCGCGCGCGGGCGCCGCGCUCGUCACGCUGGAGGCGACGGCGGGCACGGGCGCGCGCCUGCUGUUCGGCCUGCACGCCGCGCGCGCGCCCCGCGACCUGCAACUAUUCCGCCUUGACGAGCUUACCGGCGUGCUGGAGCUGGCGCGCCCGCUCGACAGGGAGGCGGCCGCCGUGCACGAGCUGACGGUGUGGGCGCGAGACCAGGCGCCGCGCGCGUCGGUGGCGUUCGCGCGCGUCACGGUGCGCGUGCACGACGCGGACGAGCACGCGCCGGAGUGGGCGCGGCGCCUGUGGGAGGCGCGACUGGCGCGCGGCGCGGCGCCGGGCUCGCUGGUGGCGCCGCUGCGCGCCUUCGACCGCGACGCGGGCGACGCGGCGCGCGUGCUGUACUCGCUUGCGGGCGGCGACGCGGCGGGGCUGUUCGCCGUAGACGAGCUGGGCGACGUGCGCCUGACGCGCGCGCUGCCCGCCGCCGGCCCGCGCGACUACACGCUGCACGUGCGCGCCGCCAGCCCGCCUCCCUCUGAGCGUGGCGCCACGCUGCCGCUGCACGUGCUGGUAGUGGAGCCCGACGACGCGCCGCCGCGCUUCGUGGACGCGGACGUGGUGUGCGAGGUGGGCGAGGACGCGGCGCCGGGCGCCGUGCUGGCCGCGCUGGAGGCGCGCAGCGAGACCUCUGUGUGGUACUCGCUGCGCGGCGCGGAGGGCGCCUUCCGCCUCAACCCCGCGGCCGGCGUACUGAGCCUGGCCGCGCCCGUCGACUACGAGACCAAGGACCUCUACAACCUCACCGUCACCGCUUUCAACAUGGGCGGCGGUAGCGCCAGCGCGCGCGUCGCGGUGCACGUGCUCGACCGGAACGAGUUCCCGCCUGUUCUUUUGCAACGAGAGUAUCGAGGCCGCAUAUCGGAGGCCGCCAACGCGGGCGCGCUGGUCAGCGACGCGGCGGGCGCGCCGGGCGAGCCGCUCGUGCUGGCGACGGCGGACGGCGACUCGCCCGCCAACCAGCAGCGCGCCUUCGACAUCCUGGAGCCCGCCGCGCGCGCGCUGUUCCGCCUCGACCCCACCACCGGCGCGCUGCAGCUUGCCGCGCCGCUCGACCACGAGCUGCAGCCGCGUCACACCUUCACCGUACGCGUCGUAGACGCGGGCGAGCCGCGCUUGCCCUCGGCCAGCACCGCACGGGUCACGGUGGACGUGGUGAACGUCAACGACUGCCCGCCCGCCUUCUCGCAGGCUACGUACCAGGCCACCGUGCUGCUGCCCACGGCGCCCGACGUGCUCGUGCUCACGCUGAGCGCCAGCGACGCCGACGACCCCGCCGGCCUGGCGCCGCUCAAGUUCGACAUCAUCGACGGUGACUCGCGCGGCGCCUUCGCGCUGUCGGCGGCGGGCGAGCUGCGCGUGGCGGACCCCGCGCCGCUGGCGGGCUCGCACCGUCUGCGCGUGCGCGUGUCGGACGGCGCGUUCGCCAGCUCGGCGCGCGUGGAGGUGCGCGUGCGCGAAACCGACAACGCGGGGCUCGCCUUCCAGAAGGCGGACUACUACGGCUCCGUGGUGGAGAACUCCACCAAGCCGGCCGUCGUGGCCGUGCUGGCCGUGCUCGGCGCCGCGCUCAACGAACACGUCCAUUUCCGCAUCCUGAAUCCCGUCGAAGGUUUCGAGGUGGGUGCGACGUCGGGCGCGGUGCGCAGCACGGGGCGCGCGCUGGACCGCGAGGCGCGCGACGCGUACACGCUGCUGCUGCAGGCGCGCAGCGCGGGCGCGGGCGGCGCGGCCGAGCGCGUGGCGCACGCGCGCCUGCACGUGGCGGUGACGGACGUCAACGACAACUGUCCGGUGUUCGUGGAGCAGCCCUACGCGGCGGCCGUGGCGGCGGGCGCGGAGCCCGGCACCGCCGUCGUGCGCGUGCGCGCCGUCGACCUGGACGCCAACGACAACGGCGAGGUGCGGUACGAGAUGAAGCGCGGGCACGGCGAGCUGUUCCGCGUGGACCGGCGCUCGGGGCAGGUGACGCUGAAGCAGACGCUGGACGCGCACAACCAGCUCUACACGCUCGUCGUCGCCGCAUUCGACGGAGGCACGCCGGCGUGCGGCGCGCAGGCUGAGGUGGCGGUGCGCGUGUGGGGCGGCGGCGCGGCGCCCGCGUGGCCCGCGGCGCACGUGGAGCUGCGCGUGCGCGAGGACGCGGCGCCCGGCGAGCCGCUCGGCGCGCCGCUGCAGGCGCGCUCGCCGCUCGCGCGCCAGCUGAUCUACACGCUGCACGACGGCGCCGCCGACCUCUUCGAGAUACAUUUCGACACCGCGCCCGACCGGGGGAGCGGUCCGUGCACGCUGGUGGCGCGCGCGGCGCUGGACUACGAGGCGGCGCGCGAGCACACGCUGACGGUGCGCGCCACGGAUGGCGUGACGGGCGCCUUCGCCGACCUGGCCGUGACGCUGCGCGUGCUGGACGUCAACGACUGCGCGCCCGAGUUCGCCAGCGACGAGUACCGCGCCGUCGUGUCCGAGGCGGCGUCCGUGGGCGACGUCGUGCUCGCCGUGCGCGCCGACGACGCCGACAGCGGUGCUAACGGGGAAGUGAGCUACUCGCUGUCGGCGUGGGGCGACGCGGAGUCGGAGGCGGCAUUCGCCGUGGACGCGCGCACCGGCGCCGUGCGUGUGGCGGUGCCGCUGGACCGCGAGGCGCGCGCCGCGCACCACCUGCUGCUCACCGCCAGCGACGCGGGCCGCCCGCGCCUGCUUACCACCGCGCACCUCUUUGUCACCGUGGAGGACGUCAACGACUGCGCGCCGCACAUGGAGCGCGGCGUGGUGGCGGCGCUGGUGUCGGAGGAGGCGGCGCGCGGCGUGGCGCUGGCGCGCGUGGCGGCGUGGGAUGCCGACACGCAAGACGCGCCGCGCCUUCGCUACGCACUGCAGGGCGCGGCGGGCGAGCGGCGCGCGCUGGCUGUGCACGCGCGUACAGGCGUGCUGACGCUGUUGGACGCGCGCUAUCUAUCCGGCGCCGCGCCGCGCUCGCUCAACGUGUCGGUGUCGGACGGCGCGCACGCCGCCUUCGCGCGCGUCAAGCUGUCGCUGGCGCCUGCCAAUCGCCACGCGCCGCGCUUCGCGCACCUCGUAUACGAAGCGCGCGCGCUGGAGAACCAGCCGCCGCCGCUGCAGCUCACCACCGUGAAGGCUGUCGACCCGGACGCUGGCGAGUACGGUGCCGUCAGCUAUUCGAUCCCGUCGGCGCGCCUGCGCGAGCUGUUCGCCGUGGACGCGCUCAGCGGUGCGCUGAGCGCGCGCGUGGCGCUGGACCGCGAGCGACGCGCCGAAUGGGCCGUGCCGGUGACGGCGAGUGACGGCGGCGGGCGCUUGGCGCACACCACAGUGCGCGUGCGCGUGGGCGACGUCAACGACCAUGCGCCCGCCUUCCCGCUGCGCGAGUACCGCGCCGCCGUGCGCGCCGACCGCGCGCCGCGCCUGCCCUUCCUGGCACUGGCGGCGAGCGACCGUGACGCGGGCGACAACGCGCGCCUGCGUUACAGCGUGUACGAGGGCGAGCUGCGCACGGACGCGGCCGGCCUGCUCGCCGUAGACGCGCUCACCGGCGCGCUUUCCUUCGCCAGGAACGCCUCUGCCUUCGCGGGGCGCACGGUGCAGGUGUGGGUGCGCGCCACGGACGGCGGCGGGCUGGCGGGCGAGACGGGCGUGGCCGUGCGCGUGCUGGCGCCCGGCGAGCGCGCGCCGCGCCUGGCGCCGCCGCCGCCCGACCUGUUCCUGCCCGAGGACGCGCCGCCCGGCACGCUCAUCGCCGAGCUGCGGCCCGCGCCCGACGCGUCGCACCUGCCCGCGCUGCGCCUGGCGCCCGCCGCCGAGCCGCGCGACCUGUUCGCGCUCGACGCCGCCGGCCGCCUGCUGCUGGCCGCGCCGCUCGACCGCGAGACCGCGUCGGAGCAUGUCAUCGGCAUCAUCGCGGAGGACGCGGCCAGCCCGGCGCUGGCCACCAUGGUGGUGACGCGGCUGCACGUGCUGGACGUCAACGAGCACGCGCCCGCCUUCCACUCACAGCCCUACGUCGUGCAGCUCGCCGAAAACACGCCGCCGCACUCCAGCGUCGUGCAACUGAUGGCGGACGACCCCGACGCGGGCUCCAACGGCGAGGUGCGCUUCUCGCUGGUGGGCGCUGAGGCGGUGCCGUUCGCGGUGGACGCGCACAGCGGCUGGGUGACGACGACGGCGGCGCUGGACCGCGAGGCGCGCGCCGAGUACCGCCUGUCGCUGCAGGCGCGCGACGCGGGCGCGCAGAGCCGCUCGGCGCGCGGCUCGCUGGUGGUGCGGCUCGUGGACUACAACGACUGCCCGCCACGCUUCGCGCAGGACACGUACGCGGCGACCGUGCGCGAGGACGCGGCGGCGGGCACGGUGCUGGCGCGGCUGGCGGUGGCGGACGCGGACGCGGCGGGUGCGCCGCUGGCAUUCUUCGUGGCGGCGGGCGACCCGCGCGCGCGCUUCGCCGUGCGCGCGUCGGGCGAGCUGCACGUGGCGCGCGCGCUGGACCGCGAGGCCGAGCCCGCCUACUCGCUGUCGGUGGCGGCCACGGACGGCAAGUUCACGGCCUACACCGCCGUGCACGUCACCGUGCAGGACGUCAACGACAACCCGCCGUACUGCGUGCGGCACCGCUACCGCGUGCGGCUGAGCGAGGACGCGCCGCGCGGCGCGCGCCUGCUGGCGCUGCUGACGCGCGACGCGGACGAGCCGCACAACGCGCGCCUGCGCUACUUCCUCACGGGCGACCACGCCGACCACUUCGCCAUUCACAAGGAGACGGGCGUGGUGACCGUGGCGGCCGAGCUGGACCGCGAGCGCACGCCUGCGUACCGGCUCACGGCGCACGCGCAGGACCGCGAGCGCGCCGACUGGGCCUGCAGCUCCGAGCUCGACGUGCGGCUCGACGACGUCAACGACAACGCGCCGCGCUUCUCUGCCGCGCUCUACAGCGUCACGCUGCCCGAGGACGCCGAGCUGGGCACCCUGGUCGCCAAGGUGCACGCCACCGACGCCGACCUCGGCGACAACGGUUCCGUGCGCUACUCGUUCGUGGAGGAGAGCGGCGUGUUCGCGCUGGCGCCCGACACCGGCAUCGUCACGCUGCGCGCCGCGCUCGACCGCGAGACGCAGGCCGAGCACCGCCUCGUGCUGCGCGCCGCCGACGCGGGCCGCCCGCCGCGCAGCGCCACGGCCACCGUGCGCCUCACCGUGGCCGACGUCAACGACAACCCGCCCGAGUUCGAGCUGCGCAGCUACCGCGCCAGCGUGCCCGAGCUGGCCGCGCCCGGCGCCGAGCUGCUGCGCGUGCGCGCUACCAGCCGCGACGCGGGCGUCAACGCCGACGUGUACUACGCGCUCGUGGGUGGCGACGACCGCGACGACUUCGCCGUGGACCGCGCCAGCGGCGUGCUGCGCGUGGCGCGCCCGCUGGACUACGAGCGGCGCCGCGCCUACCUGCUCACCGUGCAGGCCGUGGACGGCGGCUCGCCGCCGCUCAGCGACCACGCCAGCGUCAACAUCUCCGUCACGGACAGCAACGACAACGCGCCCGCCUUCUCGCAGCCGCGCUACGCCGCGCGCGUGCGCGAGGACGCCGCGCUCGGCCACCGCGUCGUGCAGGUCAUCGCCGACGACGCGGACGCGGGCGCCAACGGCCGCGUCGCGUACUCCAUCGCGCGCGGCGACCCCGACGGCCGCUUCGUCAUCGACGCCGACACCGGCUACGUGUCGCUCGCGGCGCCGCUCGACCGCGAGACCGAGCCCGCCUACGCGCUGGAGGUACGAGCGCGCGACCGCGGCGUCCCCGCGCUCGAGGCGACCGCCACGGUGGACGUGGAAGUGCUCGACGCGAACGACAACCCGCCGCUGUUCGAGCGCGCGAACUACUCGGCGGUCGUGCAGGAGGACAAGCCGCUCGGACACACCGUGCUGAAGUUCGUCGUGACCGACGCCGACGCGCCGCCGAACGCCGCGCCCUAUACCUUUGACUUUCAAGCCGGGAACGAGAUGGGGGCCUUUCGACUCGAGCAGGAUGGCUACCUGCGCUCUGCGACUCGCUUCAACCACCGCAUCAAGGAACGCUACGCGCUGCAGGUGCGCGUGUUCGACAACGGCACUCCGCCGCUGUUCUCCGACGCCUGGGUGCACGUGCGCGUCGUGGAGGAGUCGCAGUUCCCGCCCGUGGCCACGCCGCUAGAGGUCGUCGUCAACUCCUACCUCGACGAGUUCCCGGGCGGCGUCGUCGGCCGCGUGCACGCGUCCGACCGCGACGCGUACGACCGGCUCACGUACGCGCUGGCGCCCGUCGACGGCGCGCCCUACGCCGCCACCGACCUGUUCGAGAUCGACGCGGCCGACGGCACGCUGCGCGCCGCGCCGCGCCUCGACGUCGGCGACUACCGCCUCAACGUGACGGUCGACGACGGCAAGUUCGUCGGCUUCACCGUCGUCAAGGUCGCCGUGGUGCUCGUCUCCGACGAGAUGCUCGCGCAGGCCGUCGUGGUGCGCUUCCGCCAGGUGAGCGACGCCGACUUCGUGCUGAGCCACCGCAAGGGCUUCGUGCGCGCCGUGCGCGAGGCCACCGACUGCGGUCCGGGGGACGUCGUCAUCGUGAGCGUGCAGCCAUCCGGCGACGCCGACGCGGCGGAAGCGCGCGCGCGCCGCCAGGUGGCGCAAGACCUGGACGUCGCGUUCGCGGUGCGCGACGGUGACGGCUUCCUGGCCGCCGACGCGCUGCGCCGCCGCCUGCAUGCGCAUCUCGAGCGCCUCGAGGAGCGCACGCGCCUUGUGGUGGAGGAGCUCGUGCGCGCCGCGUGCGGCGGCUGCGUGCACGGCACGUGCGCGGAGCGCGUGGUAAUGCGCGCAGCGGAGGUGCGCGCCGUGGCCACCGAGGUGUUCGCGCUGGUGGCGCCGGCGCACCGGCUGCGCGGCGAGUGCUUGUGCGCGCCCGGGUUCGCGGGUGCACGCUGCGAGCUGGCGGCUCCGGAGCCGGCGGCGCGUUGCGAGGCAGGCUGCGCGCCUGGCGUGGCGCAGCUGGCGGGCGACGGCUACCUGGCGUACCGGCUAGAGCGCGGCGUGGUGGAGGGCGCGCGGCUGCUGGACGACGAGCUGCUGGUGGCGCUGCGCUUCCGAACGCGCGCGCCGCGCGGCACGCUACUGGCGGCGGCGGGGCGCGUGGACCACGCCGUGCUGGAGCUGGAGGACGGGCACGUGCAGUUCCGGCUCGAGCUGGGCGCGGGCGAGGUGCGGCUGCGCGCGGGCGGCCCGGUGGCGGACGGCGAGUGGCACGCCGUGCGGCUGGAGCGGCGCGGCGCGGCCGUGCGGCUGGUGGUGGACCGGCGCGCGGCGCAGGCGCAGGCGCCGCCGCCGGCCGCCGUGCUGGACGCGCGCGCCGACCGCUUCCUGGUGGGCGCCACGCUGCUGCGCCACGCGCAUGCGCUCGCCCCGGAGCAGGUGACGUACGGCUUCGACGGCUGCAUCGCGGACGUGACGCUGGGCGGCGCGCGCCUGCCGCUAGACGAGGGCGGCACGUCACCCGACGGCCGUGCGCAGCUCGUGCGCCGCGUGCGCGUGCGCGUGGCGGCCGACUGCGCGCCGCUCGCCACGCCCGGGCCCUGCGCCGCGCAGCCCUGCGAGCACGGCGGGACAUGCCGCGCGCGCCCCGACCGCGCCGCCGACGCCUUCGAUUGCGCCUGCCACGCGCGCUUCCGUGGCGCGCGCUGCGAGUUGGACACCGACCCGUGCGCGUCGCAGCCCUGCCUGCACGGCGGCUUCUGCGCGGCGGCGGGCGCGGGCGCGUUCCGCUGUGCGUGCGGCGCGGGGCUGGCGGGCGCGCGCUGCGAGCGCGGGCGCUGGUGCGCGCCGGGCGUGUGCGCGCACGGCGGCGCGUGCGAGGAGGGCGACUGGGGCCCGUCGUGCCGCUGCCGCGGGUACUACGGGCCGCGCUGCCAGUACGACGUAGACGAGUGCGCGGGCGAGCCGUGCCUCAACGGCGCCACGUGCCUCAACGAGCCCGGCUCCUUCCGCUGCCUGUGCCCGCCCGGCCGCACCGGCAUGAACUGCGGCAACCCGCUGCACUCCGACGCCGUGGUGGCGGGCGACGCGGCGGGCGGCGGUCGCGCGCUGCGGGAGCUGUGGACCUGGGCGCUGCGCGCGCGCUGGCCGCUGGGCGCGGCGGCGGGUGCGCUGCUGCUACUGCUGCUGCUGGCGCUGCUGCCCGUGGCGCUGCGGCGCGCACGGCGCCCGCGCGCGCCUCCCGCGCCACUCAACAGUGCGCUUGACAAGCUGCCGCCCGCCAAGCUGUCCAAUCUGGAGGCCGUGCGGCGCGGCCGGCCCGCCUCGUGCGCCGAGCCUCCGCCGCUCAAUAACAUCGACACGCUGCGCUCCUACGGCUCGGCCGGCGACGAGCUGGAGGGCCUGCCGCCCGACUACCUGCGCAACCUCAACCUGGAGCCCGCCGACCGCAAGCCGUGGUCCGAGCAGAUGCACCUGCAUACCUUCGCCGAUCACAAGAUAUACAACGAUCUGAAGGGCUGCAAUACGCGCGCCCGCGUGCCGUCGCCCGGCGCGGCGCGGCGCGCGGCCCCGGUGGGCGCGCCGCCGAGUGUGGGCGAGCCGCACCUGCUGGGCGGCUACCACUGGGACUGCUCGGACUGGUGCGGCGGCGGCGGCGCGCUGCCCGGCAUCAGCGAGGUGGCGGGCUCCGAGCGCCCCGACUCCUCCUCGCCGCCGUCGCCGCGCUCGCCGCGCCGCUCGCCGCACCACACGUCGCGCCGCGCGCCGCGCGACGUGGUGCCGCUCGACACCGACUCGGCGACCGACGACCCGCUGCGGUACACGGACGUGUCGUCGUACCUGCUGCACGCGGACGAGUUCUCGGCGGGAGGCGAUGACGCGUCGCUGCGCGCGCGCGCGCCGCGCGAGCCCGACGCGCACAGCCUCAUCACCAUGCUCGAGGAGCGGCACUCGCUGCUGGACGACGGCGGCUCGUGCAGCGACGCGUCCGCCAACCUGUGCGAGAUCGAGGACUCGGAGGCGGAGGACGCGCCGCCGCCGCCGCCGCGCCACUCCGCCGUGUGACGCCGGCGCGCGGCCGCCGCGCCGCCUCCCGCCGCCGCCGCCGCCGCGUGACGCGCCCGAGGGGACAGUGUGCGGCGCGCGACGAGCGGACUCGUGUACAGUGUACAUUCACGUAGUUAGACACCUCGCGCCGCGCCGGCGCCGCCGCGCGGUGAACUCUCGUCAACUUGUAAAUAUGUACCUAAUGUAAGAGUAACUGUUGUAUUGUAUAUAAUGUAGCUAGGGACGGUCGGGCGGCGAGCCGGCGCGAGCGUGGCGCGGCGCGACGCGACUGUCGCGUCGUCGGUCGCGUCGCUUUGUAUUAUUAUAAGAAUAUGGUGCUCCGACUAGUUUCAUAUCAUGACUUUGAAGUGUACAUUUCCUUGUAGGCUAGAUGUCGUUAAGGAAUCUAUUUUUGUAUGUGAACAGUAGCGACUCCGCGGCGACUGACUGACUGACCGCGCGCGACGCGACGCGGCGGCUUCGUUACUGGGUUCGUUCGCGACCGUUCGAGCGUUUAAUGAAUUGAUUAUUAUUUAUUUAAUUUUAUGAUUGUUGUAAGUUUUGAGAAGAACGAUGAAGUUGCGAAUGAGCUAAUAAAAGUACAACUGCUGUGUAUA
Molecule: messenger RNA, 14713 nt
Organism: Maniola jurtina (meadow brown)
Lineage: Eukaryota; Metazoa; Arthropoda; Insecta; Lepidoptera; Nymphalidae
Gene: kug
Product: fat-like cadherin-related tumor suppressor homolog
Exons: 29
Coding region: 441-14114 (4557 amino acids)
Biological process (GO): homophilic cell-cell adhesion
Cellular component (GO): plasma membrane
Molecular function (GO): calcium ion binding
Source: RefSeq, a predicted model, not a curated record